Daphnia pulex (common water flea) is the source of this 2140-nucleotide messenger RNA. RefSeq names its product complex I assembly factor ACAD9, mitochondrial-like. The coding region runs from base 165 to 2099 and encodes 644 amino acids. The transcript is spliced from 12 exons. Gene Ontology annotation, molecular function: flavin adenine dinucleotide binding; acyl-CoA dehydrogenase activity. Lineage: Eukaryota; Metazoa; Arthropoda; Branchiopoda; Diplostraca; Daphniidae. The record is from RefSeq and is a predicted model, not a curated record.
AAAUUCCCAAGUAUCGUCUGCUCUGUACAGCCGGUGUUAACUGUUAAGUUUGCCUUGAGAUAAUUGAUAUAAAAACUAGAUCACCUUAUCAGUCGAUUUAAAACCAGCUCCAUUUAGUAUUUCAUUGUAAAAAGUAUUUCAUUGUUCAAGUAUAAUUCAGAGCGAUGGCCUCUUACAAGUUCUUAACUUCGAAAUCAUGGAUGCCCGUUUUGAGACAUGUGUCGAAAUCCCAUUAUUUUCAAACAGCCUACUUGUCUAGUUCUGCAUCAGUGUAUGAUAAGGAUAUUAAAGAGUACAAAGCACCCCAAACAGACGCAACAAAUGUAGUCAAAAAGCUUCAACGACCUCCCUUUGGUAAAAACUUGUUUUUAGGAAAGUUUGAUAAUGAAAUUUUGGCUUUCCCUGAAGUUCUUGAUAAGGAGAGACUUCAGAUGUUGGAUGAAAUGGUUGCUCCAGUUGAAAAAUUCUUUGAGGCAAUUGAUUCAAAAAAAAUUGAUGCUGAGGGAAAGAUCCCAAAAGAAACUUUGGAUGGACUCAAAGCAUUGGGGUUGUUUGGACAACAGAUACCUACAGAGUAUGGUGGUCUGGGAUUUAAUGCAACUGAAUUUGCAAGAAUUGCUGAGAUUACAGCAAUAGAUUCUUCUGUUGCAGUAACACUUGCUGCUCAUCAGUCAAUUGGUCUCAAGGGUCUACUAAUAGCUGGAAAUGAAGAACAAAAAGCUAAAUACCUACCUCGUUUAGCCACAGGUGAAUGGGUUGCCGCAUUUUGUCUCACUGAACCAGGCAGUGGAUCAGAUGCUGCAUCUGUUCAGACCAAAGCUGUCUUAUCCGAUGAUGGUAACCAUUGGAUCAUGAAUGGCAACAAAAUCUGGAUAUCAAAUGGUGGCAUUGCCGACUUUUUCACAGUAUUCGCGAAAACAUCUGUGAGGGGUAAAACGGGCGAAAUGGAGGAUCGAGUCACCGCAUUUCUGGUUGAGCGUAAUUUUGGAGGAGUGACGCACGGAAAGCCAGAGGAUAAACUUGGUAUUCGAGGCUCAAAUACUUGUCAGGUAUUUUUUGAAAAUGUGCCCAUUCCGAAAGAGAAUGUACUCGGGGAAGUUGGCGCUGGAUUCAAAAUUGCAUUGAAUAUUUUAAAUUCGGGGAGGUUCAGCAUGGGUAGUUCAGGAGCAGGAAUGUUAAAAAAACUUGUUGGUUGGUCUGCCGAACAUGCGAUAAAUCGCAAGCAAUUUGGCAAACCGCUAAUGGAAUUCGAACUAAUUCAAGAAAAAUUUGCGAAAAUGGCUGUUACCAUCUACGCCAUGGAAUCAAUGGCGUAUCUUACCUCAGGAAUGCUAGACACGUACGAGGAACCAGAUUGCGCUAUGGAGGCAGCCAUGGUUAAGGUUUUUAGCUCAGAGGCUGUUUGGAAUUGCACUAGUGAAUGUUUACAGAUUCUGGGAGGGUUAGGCUAUAUGAAAGAUUAUCCAUAUGAGCGUUUUUUGAGAGACGCUCGAAUCUUGCUCAUUUUCGAGGGAACCAACGAAAUUCUACGUAUUCUCAUCUCUCUGUUAGGUCUUCAGCAUGCAGGAAAAAGUCUUUCAGAGAUGGUUCGUAAAGUGCGUAAUCCUACUGCCAAUCCCGGAUUCGUAGUUAAGAAAAUGUGGGAACGAUUUCGAAGGAACCCCCAAAACCCUAGCCUUAAUCUUCACUUGGAAAGCUUUUUGCAUCCUAGUCUAAAGAGACCUUCGGAAUUAUUAGAAAAACGUGUUUUGCAGUUUGAAAUGGCAGUAGAAAUUUUAUUGUCUCGACAUGGGAAGGAAGUGAGCACUAAGCAAAUGGAUCUUCGGCGAGUGGCUGAUGUUGCUAUAGAUUUGUUUGCCAUGACUGCUGUUCUGAGCAGAUCAUCUCGGGCGUAUUGUAUCGGCUUACGAAACGCAGAACAUGAACUUGAGUUGGCCAACUCGUUUUGUGUUGACGCCGAUAUACGUUGUGAACGGUUCAUUUCAGAAUUAUUUGCAGGGGAGCAAUUUACUCAAGAUUUAUCUUUAAAGAAAAUUGCCACGACCAUUUUCCAAAAUAAGGGUUAUUGUGCUGAGCAUCCCCUCAAACAAAAUGCUUAAAUUAAAUGUUGCCAUUUGUAAUAAAAAGUAAUAAUUCUCUA